AUGAAUGGGAACGCAACGGGACUUUCAGGCGCAAGUGAAAUGGAGCUCGAUGGCGAUGAAGAAGCAGUUGAUGAAGAUGAUGAGAUGGUAGGAAUGGCCAGUGGUGCUAUCGAUGUUACAGAAGAUGAAGAGGCAACCAAGGCAAAGGUUGAAAAGAUGCAGCUUGGUGGAGUAGAUGAUGUGCGCAGUGUUGCAGGUUUAAUGAAAACCUUGGAACCAGUUUUAGAGAAAAUCGCACAUUUUCAAUCAUUGCCUCCUGAUAAACAAACAACUUUCGUCGGCUCGGUCGAAGACAAUCCAGAAUAUCAUUUAUUAACGCAAGCAAACACUCUAUCGACAUCUAUCGAUAGCGAAAUCAUCCUAGUACAUAAAUUUAUACGAGAUCAUUAUUCAAUUCGAUUUCCAGAGUUAGAAACCUUGGUUACCAAUCCUUUGGAUUAUGCCAAAGUCGUCACUAUUAUUGGAAAUGGACCUAUGGAUUCGGAAAAUAUCAAGACACUUCAGACAUCAAAGGAUAACAGACUUGGUGCCACAUUAAGAUCUGUUCUGGAUGGACCAUCGGUUAUGAUUGUCACGGUCGAGGCAACCACUACAAAGGGUCGAGAAAUGUCACCGCAUGAACUCGAAAGAGUACUUCGUGCUUGUGAUAUGACACUCGCACUCGACAGAGCAAAGAAGACAUUAACCGAUUAUGUACAAUCGCGCAUGAACUUGUUCGCUCCAAAUCUUACAGCCCUUAUUGGAUCCCUCACAGCGGCACAACUACUCAACUUCGCGGGAGGUUUAACAGGUCUAGCCAAAACACCUGCCUGCAACCUUCCUCCUCUAGGCUCCAACAAAUCAUCUGGAACUGGUUUCGCUACCAACGUUGGAGUCCGCCAGCAAGGAUUCCUCUAUCACUCACCUAUUAUUCAAGGUAUUCCUAAUGAUCUCAAAAAACAAGCUAUGCGCAUCGUCUCUGCCAAAGUUGUUCUAGCCGCAAGAGUUGAUCGCGUUCAUAACAGUCCAGAUGGAUCUACUGGUGAAGAAUUAAAAGAACAAUGUAUAACCCGACUCGAAAAGCUUACUGAACCACCUCCGAAUAAAGGUGCUCGUGCAUUACCGGCUCCAGAUGAUAAACCCGCACGUAAACGUGGUGGUCGACGUGCUCGACUAGCCAAGGCCGCAACUGCUAUGACGGAUUUGAGGAAAGCACAAAACAGAAUGGCUUUCGGGAAGGAAGAGAAGGAAGUUGGUUACGGUACUGGUGAUGGGACUAAGGGUAUGGGUAUGAUUGGACAAGGUAACGACGGACGUAUCCGAAAUAUUCAAAUUGAUCAACGUACAAAAGCCAAGCUAUCAGCUAAGAACAAAGGUUGGGGUACUUCAACACCAAUGGGUGGUUCUGCCUCCUCACUUCGUGGAUUUGGUCAAUCGGCUAGCAAUAUAGAUUUACGAGGCAAAGGUCUAAGAGCGUCUGGCGUUGGAGGAUUAAGUACUAGUACAGGAGCUAGCGCAGGAACUGCUAGUAGUUUGGCAUUUACGCCAGUUCAGGGAUUAGAGUUGGUAGAUCCAAAGAGAGUAGCAGAAAUGAAGAGAAAGAGGGCUGCCGAAGAAGAUAAAUGGUUUAAGGGUGGAACUUUUACUCAAAUUGGUAAUGGUGGUGCUGACGGAAGUAUGGGACCUCCUCCCAAGAAAGUCGAUUCCGGCGUUGGAAAAAUGGGUCCACCUGCUUUGCCAAAGAAAGCUUGA
Sclerotinia sclerotiorum 1980 UF-70 is the source of this 1731-nucleotide messenger RNA. RefSeq lists its product as hypothetical. The transcript has 2 exons. Gene Ontology annotation, biological process: mRNA splicing, via spliceosome; spliceosomal tri-snRNP complex assembly. NCBI's taxonomy places the organism in Eukaryota, Fungi, Ascomycota, Leotiomycetes, Helotiales, Sclerotiniaceae. Gene Ontology annotation, cellular component: precatalytic spliceosome; U4 snRNP; U4/U6 x U5 tri-snRNP complex. The record is from RefSeq and is a predicted model, not a curated record. The coding region runs from base 1 to 1731 and encodes 576 amino acids.